AUGGGAGGAGACAAACUGAUAUUUAAUUUCUCUCAAUUCUUUUCCUUUUAAAGGCCUGAUACAGAAACCAGCCAAAGUCCUCAAUUCAGCUUUGAAUCCUUACCCCAGAAGAUUUGUCUAAUCUGUGGUGAUGAGGCAUCUGGUUGCCACUACGGAGUACUUACCUGUGGAAGCUGUAAAGUCUUCUUUAAAAGGGCAAUGGAAGGGCAGCAUAACUAUUUAUGUGCUGGAAGAAAUGACUGUAUAGUUGAUAAAAUUCGUAGGAAGAACUGUCCAGCAUGUCGCUUGAGGAAGUGCUGUCAAGCUGGUAUGGUCCUGGGAGGUCGAAAAUUUAAAAAGUUUAACAAGAUUAAGGUGAUGAGAACAUUAGAUGUUGCACUCCAGCAGCCAGCAGCCCUUCCAGAUGAAAACCAAUCUCUAACCCAGAGGCUGUCUUUUUCUCCAAAUCAAGAAAUACAGUUUGUUCCCCCAAUGAUAAGUGUUUUACGAGGUAUUGAGCCAGAAGUUGUCUAUGCUGGUUAUGACAAUACAAAGCCUGAAACACCAAGUUCCUUGCUGACCAGUCUAAAUCAUCUUUGUGAGAGGCAACUUCUUUGUGUAGUCAAGUGGUCUAAAUUGUUACCAGGCUUUCGAAAUUUACAUAUUGAUGAUCAGAUAACCCUCAUCCAGUAUUCCUGGAUGAGUCUAAUGGUUUUUGCAAUGGGAUGGAGAUCAUACAAACAUGUCAGUGGUCAGAUGUUAUAUUUUGCACCAGAUUUGAUACUAAAUGAACAGAGGAUGAAAGAAUCAUCGUUCUAUUCACUAUGUCUAUCCAUGUGGCAGCUCCCACAGGAAUUUGUCAGACUUCAAGUUAGCCAAGAAGAGUUCCUAUGUAUGAAAGCACUUUUACUUCUCAAUACAAUUCCUUUGGAAGGUCUAAGAAGUCAAAGUCAAUUUGAUGAGAUGAGAACGAGCUACAUUAGAGAACUGGUGAAAGCAAUUGGUUUGCGCCAGAAAGGUGUUGUGGCCAACUCGCAACGUUUUUAUCAACUUACAAAACUGAUGGAUUCCAUGCACGAUCUAGUGAAACAGCUCCAUCUCUUCUGUCUGAACACAUUUCUCCAGUCCCGUGCACUAAGUGUUGAAUUUCCCGAGAUGAUGUCAGAGGUGAUUGCUGCCCAGCUACCCAAGAUUCUGGCAGGGAUGGUGAAACCUCUUCUCUUUCACAAAAAGUGAAAUGUCUUUUCUCUUAUCAUAGAGAUGAUUUCUAGGUCAUUUUUUGUUUGUUUAUUUUGGUCAAGAUUUUGCAACUUCAGUAUAUUUGUCAUACUUACCCUACCUAUUGCUUUAAACUUGUAACAUACACAAGCCAUGUAAGUUUGAUGUACAUAUUGUGAGUUUCUGAUUCCUUUUACUGCAAAAAUCACAACAGUUGUAGGAAAUGUUUUAUAAACUUGGCUAGGUUGCUCUUUAGAUAUGCAUAUGAAUGAUAAUGAAAAGAGUUUUCAGAUUUCUAAGAACAGCUAUCUUAUACGUUUUUCUUACAUAUUAUACAUUUUCAAAUUUCUUAUAGGACAUGAUGUAAACUUUUUACUUUAAUACAUUAUGUGCUUGAGUACCUGUGGGCAUGUGUGUAAUACUAAAGUUUUUGAAGGAAUUAAAAUAUAUAUUGCCCACACUUUCUCAUGGAUAUUUCACUCUUUACUUACUAAUCUGCCUCACAGAAAUAUCCUUUCAAAAUAGCUGUCCAGAUUUAAGUAGAUGUCACUGCAGUAUCUUCAAGAGUAAGUAAAGUGCAUUCUUGUCUGUGCUUAUACUGCAUUGAAAUUCUGAGUUCAGUGUGCUGUUUUCUGCACCAUUCAGCGCAAUUUUCCUUCAAAAAUUGGAAAGCUUAUGAAAAUGUCCACAUAUGUUAUGCCAGAAAUAAUGUGUAUGCAAACCCAUUAGGCUUUCGUUUUUGUUUAUUUUCCUUAAAAGUCUGGCAUUUGCUAAAGCUAAAUCACUUAGCUAUAAUCCUAAAUUUGUCAACUUUAAAAUUCUGCAUUUCAGAAGCUUUAAAUAGAAAUGUUUUCAGAGAGUAUAAUUCUUAAUAAUCUUAAUGUUUUGAAUCUUAAUGUUGAAUAAUAAAACAACCAUUAACAUCAAAUUAUAGAGAGAUUAAAUACAAAAAGAAAUGGAAAAUAUGACUACAAAGUUUUUGAUAACACAUUAGGCUCAUUUUAUUACCAUUUUGUGGAGGUAAAUGUUUUAUGCUAUAAAGGCAUCCUGCUAUAAUUUGGGUAACUGUAAGAGAGGAACUGAACUAAAUUAGCUUUAUAUGUUCACGGAGAAUGUCAUAUUUUACCAUGGAAAUGAAAUAUUUGACUGAAAAAUGACCUUAGGGGUGAGUAUAAAAUAACUCAUAUAUUUGAGGCACUAAACUGUAGAUGUAUUCAAACAAAAGAGAAGUGGAUACAGGCCGAAAAGAAUUUAUAAGGCUAUUACAAUAUGAGACAUUUUUACCAGUCACUAGAAACGGUAUCAAACUUCUCUAGCAAUAUAGGAGAUAGGAUAGAUACUGAGGUACUUGCUGGCCACACUUUAUGGCUCUGUCCCCGUUACAUAUUGGAUACAUCCAUCAUGUCAGUCACAUGUAACUUGAUGUGUAUAGAUACGUCCUUGUCAUAUGAGCAAAGUAGAACUGCAGACCCAUUGGACAGAAGUCCAGUAUUCCUGAUUAAAUCAGGGUGAAUCCUCGUUAAAAGCAUAAAUGAUUUUAUUUGUUCGUAAAGAUUAUGUUCUGAUUUUUUAAAGAAAAAAUUCUAAGAACUACCAUCUAAAAGGCAGAUCUAAAGAUAUCUUUGUUAUUUAUCAUUUCCUAAAGCCAUUCAGGAAAAACAUUUCAGAGACUUUCACAUAGUAGUACAAAACCCACUAGAGCUGAGGAAAAGAAAUGUCCCUAGAUAAAAUGGCAUAACCAGACUUCCCUUUUAGUUGACUAGGUUCAUAAUUUUUAACUGCCAAGAGACAAGCAAUUUUUUUCAUACUCAGUACAGUCUGACUUUUAACUUUGAUCUUUAAAGCAGUUAUGUUUUAAUAAAUAACAUAACAUUCUUUAUUUCAGAAUAAUGAGGCUUUAGUUUCUUCAUUUUUGUUUGGCUUUGCGUUCAGUAAUUGUGGAGCUCGGUUAUAAAAAGUUUUUCAUGUCAACCAUCCAGCUUUUGUAUAACAAAAAUAUUUUCAUGAAUUCUCUAAUAAGUAAGUUAAACAUUGCCAUACGAUUUACCAUUCAAUAAACAGACAUUACUGUUUACAUUAACCUGUUAACAGAAACUUCCCACACUAAAAAUUACUCCUCGACAUCCUAAUUCUGAGAUUAGAAAAUGGAGCAGUCAGUAUGCUUGCCUUAAGAGUACUGUAGGUCAGCCUACUUCUGCCUUUUACUCAAUUCCUAAAAUUUAUUCAAAGUCUCUGCCAUGUCACUGUGUCCCAUAAAUAUGGCAGCUUACUCUGAAAUGCACUAUAUUUGUCUCAAAGGCAUCAUCCAGAAGAAAGAUCAGAUGUCUUUUGGGAAUAAAUAGCAAAGGUUAAAAAUAUUUCCAAAUUCUAUUUCUUGAAGAUCUCUUGUCUCUCAGAAAAAAUUCCCAGAGCAUCAUGAUCACGAUAAAUCAUGCAGUGUGCAAGAAUGUCAGGAGUGGCUGCUAUAUCAUUUGAAAAUCCUGUAUUCAUUAUUAAGUUGUCUAAAGUUAGACAAAACUGUACUAAUUUAAGAUCUUCCAGCUUUGAGCCCAGUUUGUAAAACUGCUUUUAGUCUCUAAUUUACCACCAUCAUUUGCUACAAACUACACUGCUACCAUUAACAGUACUCAAAACACAAGUUUCUUUUUCCUCUCCUGCAGAAAUCUCAUGUACUGUGACUUUGCAACACUGCAGCCAUGUCCAGAGAACUAUCAGCAAACUACUUUUCUCUAGGAGUGUUGUUAGAGUGUAAGAGGCUUUUCAGUUUCUGUAUUUCUCUGCAUUUAUAUUUGUUUCAAGAUGAAGGUAUUUUUUAACCUGAGGUUUACAAAUAGGUCUAAAUAAACAACUUCUAAUGCUUUUUUAUAUAUUGAGCUAGGUAUAAAAAAGGCUGCAUCUUCUGCUGUUGCCUUUUGCAUACUAGUAGUAAGAGGUUUCGGUGGACAAAAAAAGUUUUUGCUGUGUGGUGUUUAUGAUGUGCCUGAUUACGUUUUAAAAGUAUUAGACCUGCAGACUGCAGACAUAAUUUCAUUUUUUCUGACAGGACACUAAAAGUUAUUAAUUCUUACACUAACUUAUGCAAGCUCUGCCUGAAGCUAAGCCUCUCAUAUUCUGUACAAUUCAUACAUAUUUGACCCAAGGUCUUCAGUAUUGCCUUCUGCUAAUAUUUAAGUGAAACAAACAAACAAAAGCACAAAGUCUUCAACUGCUUUCUUUGGUCUCUACUGUCAUUAUUCAACUUUUAGAGGCAUAACAUGUUCAAAAGUAUUUAUAGUUUUUAAAGAUUGUUUUGAAAGUUAAACUGCUUGGCUGGAGCAGCCCCAGCUGUGUUUGGAAUUGGGAAACCGUAACAAUGCAGGACAGAGAAUGAGAAAGUUCCAGCACCAGCAGGUUGGCCAACCCCUUCACGCGUGGCCUGGCGUUGCUUGACUGUCAUACCUGCUGUGGGCAAAGAAACUCAACAGGUCAAACACAUAACUCACAUUUUCAAAGAUCUCAGCUGGAUCCACAUUUUUGACAGUCUUUUGGGGAGGACGGUUGUUGGUAGUUAACAGCUGUUCCAUGACAUAGGGAAAUGUAGUCUGGGAAUCUUUCAGUUGAUUUCAUGGGGUUUUGGAACAGUCUUGUUACAUGUUGUAUAAUAAAGAUUAGAUAUUAGAUAUUUUUGGCCGCCAGCUGUUCCUUCAGCUGCACUGCAGUUUUAUUUUCUAGUGUUAUAUCUAAAAGAGAAAAGUGAAUAUUCAGUUUGCAUUUUCUGACCAGUCAAUGCCUUCGCAGUGCUUUAGUUCUCUCUUGCAUUUUUUAAGCUAUGGAAAUGUCUUUCUCAAAGGUUAUAUAAUGCAGUUGAACAAGGAAGCUAACAGAAAGGUGAGAAAGAGAUUUUUUACUUCCCCAAAAUAGAAUGGAAGAGCAAGUGUCAAGCCUGCAGGCAUUAGGACAAAUCGUAGUAAUUAAACUUCAGGGUUUUUUAAAGUUAGACCUAAUCUAAAAACUUUCUGUGUUUUCGUAGAACAUCUGCCAAUAAUUUGGUUUUAUUGGGAAGCUCAGCUGCUUUAUUGCAUUCUUAUCUAAAGCCAAAUCUUUAUUCCUGUUAUCAGUAGCAUAAACCGUAAUAUCUAUAGUGAUCCUUUCCUCCCAUCCUCUCCUACCUGCACAAAAAUAAGGUUUGCUUAUCGCUUGAACAGGAGAGCAGUGGGCCGUGCUCCCUCCUUUCAGCUCUGCAGCUCCAAAUAAGCAUUUGUUGUCUCACAUGCCAUUGAUGGCAGGCUGACCUUUCUUUCCUUCAGAUAAAUCAGCUUGCAGCCACAGAGCCAGUAUCCAAAGCCUUCCCAACUUUCCAUGGCUCAAAAGCCUUUGUAUAUACUGCCAGGCUAGAUUGUCAGCAUUGCUAGAUUUACUGUUUUAUGCUGCUCUGUGUCAUGAUGACCUGACUGUUGAACAGCGGGUUUGUUUUUAAUUUAAUUCUCUUUUCCCCCUUAGAAGAUAAAAAGAAAAAGAAGUCUUUUUUAGAUUUUUUUACUUUAAAAUUUAUGAGAUUUUUUUCAGAUAAAUGUGCUAUUAAUUUAUUAUAUUGAAGCUAUUUGUAUACAGAAUGAUAGUAUAGACUUUCAGAUGCUUGAGCAGAAGCACAUAAGUAAAAGAUUACUGCAUGGCUAAUGAUAACUGAGUUAAAAUUGUAGCUGUUUGUUUGUUUGUGGAAAAUAGUCCUCAGAAGGUAGGGUUUUUUUUUACCAUCACUCUGGCAUUUUCUUUCCUGGAUCAUUCCUACAGUACUGUGUUCAAGGUUUAAAGAAUACCAAAGAGUGGUGAACUUUCAUUUAGUUAUAGUUCAUCAUUUAAAAUUGGUAACAUUCCAGUUUCUUGCUGGUGUGAGCUGUGCUCAUUAUAAAAAUAACAUCAUAAGUCUUUUAGCCAUAGAUCAUGUUUUUCUGGGAAAGAAAACUAAAUUACCCUUUCACUUCUACAGGUACAAUGGUUCUACCAAUUUAGCAUUCAAGCAUAUCAGUGAGGAAGUUCUCACAAUGUCAUUUAAAUAGUCUCACUCUAUUGCGUUUUCCCACAGCUCAAUUUAAAUAUCCACCCAACCAGUUUAGUACUAAAAUCUCUUUUUGCUAUACUCAGGAAAAAGAAAAAUUUCCAGGAAUCCAGAACUCCCCAUCAGUGAACUCCACAGCAGUGUACUUUCAAACAAGAUGCAAGAUAAAAAACAUCUAGGGACACAAUAAAUAUUUUUGCAUCAGCUCUGAAAUAACUUGGCAGACCAAGUAGUACAGAGGCCUUUAUGUUAUGCACUUUUAUGGACAGUACCAUAAGUUAAUCAUUGCAUAUUACAGGUACAUUUUUCCACACAUGCCUAUUUUUCAUACACUAGAUAAAAAUGCAGUAAUACUUUUACACUUUAUAUCCUAUAUGGUUUCAUGUCCAGUCUGAGACUCUAAUCUGCAAUAUCAUCCAGUUGAGAGCAAUGUGCUCAUCAUAGCUCACUUCCAAAAAUUUGAUUUAUUCAGGCAGGUCCAUUGUGGCUCUUUGAAAUUUGAUUGAAUAAGCAAAGCACCAAAUGAGCAUGUACAUGGCAGCAUACGUUCAGAAAGUGUGUAAAUGCUUUUACUUAGAAUACUGCACUCAUAGGAAAAAACAACUAAAAUUCAUAGGCUGCAGUACUGUUAUCAACACAGGUUUAAAAGGAAAUUUGUUUCAAAGGGUAUACAAUUCUAUUGUAUACUAAAAACUGCCUAAGACUGAUUGUGCACUAAAAUUUAAUAGGAUCUCUAAUCCCUUUUCAAAAAAAGAAAACUGCAAGGAACUGGGUUUUCUAAGUCUUACAUGAUCUUUGAAAACCAUAAAUCUAAAUUUUAUAAAUUGCCCCAAAUAGACAUAUCUAUUUAAAAGGCAGUUGAUUGCAGCUGAUACCAGGCAUAUCUAAAUGUAACAUUAAAGCCGUCAUUAUGAAUAGUAGUGUUUCAUGCAUACUUUUUCUGACAGUUAAAGAACACUGAGCAUGUAUAGUUGAAAUAUUUAUUUUAAUAUCACACAUAUGCAGGCACUCGUGUAGAAACCCGCACACACGCACACACACACGCACACAUGCACACACAAACAGAUGUAGUUAUAAUAGCAUCCCUGUAUACACUCAAACAGUUUUAUGAGGUAAUGGUUUUUUUGAGGAAGACCCCAAUACUAGUCCAUGCAUCUUAUCCUUUGUAGAAAUAAAUACAUAUUACAAACCUCUAUUUUUCAUAAUUUUAUUUGUACAUUAUAAUGAAUGAAAUGCACUUUCCCUGGAAAUAAUUCUCAUGUACAGCUCAGAGGAAGUUAGGAUUAUGACUUAAGCUUUCAGUAAAGGAAAUGAAAUUUUGGAGAUUAGUGGAUGGUAGUCCAUUACAAGUAUGUACCGUCCUUUUGUUAGACGUAUUGGGAGAUGUCAUAUCUGCAGUGUGGCACCAGACCUUCAGAACAGUGACAAAGACCACUCAGUAGAGGAAAGAGUAUGCUCCAUACCAUUUUCCCAGAUCCUAGCAACAUUUGCAAUAAUAAAAUAUGGAAUUACUUUGCUGUUGAACAUAAAUAUAUUCUUUUAUAGGCAAGGUACAGCACACUUGCUUAAAUUACAUGCUACUAAAUAAAAGAAAUGUGACAGCAGAAACUGUUAAAAUAUUUUUUUUUCAAUCAUUUACCAUUGCCUGAAAUGCCCAGGUCAUCGGGCUAUGGAGGCACCAGUCCACUUCUGUUCUAUCACAAUGGCAGUAUGCACAAUGUGUGGUAAUAUAAUCUUUUGGGACUAUCAUCAUUGCACACCAUGGGUUAGCCAAGGGAUUUCUAAGAAUUGAAAGGCUUUACAGUUAAAAAUGUAAUUGGAAGUUUUGUAUCUCAAAGCUCACAAUUCAAUAUAGUCAUACUGCUUGCAGUCCAAUUCACUUCUUAUGCUAAUUUUACACAAAAGCAUUGUCAUUGGAUUUAUUGAUACCUGCAAUUUAUAGUGAUGGUUACAUAGAACUUAAAUUUUACUUGGAGAUAGGAACUCAUACCCUUUCUCAGGCUUAGUAAUACAGGUCACGUGUCUAUCUGGCUAAUUACGAAGUUGUAUAAGCAAAGUAUAAGCAAAAUACCUGAUAUUAAAAAAAAGUUGAAAAUAUUAUUUUAGGAAGAGUUUGCAUUCAAAGCAAAAUUACAUUCUAGAGAAAAAUCACAAUCUAGAGGUUUAAAAAAAACACACGAGGAACUCCUGCAAUGGAGAAUUUCUUUCAUGUUCGGAAUAUCAAAAAAAUUCUGUGUCUCAAUUCCCGUAUUUGAAAAAUGCCCUCCGUCCCCCCCCACUUACUUUCUUUCACAUGGAUUACUUGGGUGUGUAAUGCUUUAGCACUUGGUAAAGGCUUUUUGAUUCUGGAUGGAAAAUUCUGUAGAAAGCCAAAUAUUAAUAUUUACCUUUGAGACAUAUUUGGACUGAUGUUAGUAUUGCUCUGUAUUUAACAAUCAAUCAGGAGUGUGAUGGACAUAAUUUACAGUCUAUUGCUGUUAUUUUUAUAAAAAAUAAAAAAUAAAAUGAGGCUUGUAUAAGAUUUCUGUAUUUUCCAGUGAAGAGGAACUCACAUCUAUAUAUUUGUAAGUCUGAAAUAGCUUUCAAGUAUUUUUGUAAAGGUGUUGUCUAGCUACAUUGUGUUAUGUCCAAUAAAUUGGAGAUGUGCUUACUUUGCAGUAGUAUGAGAAGUGUGUAAAUC
Messenger RNA from Struthio camelus australis, 8912 nucleotides. NCBI's taxonomy places the organism in Eukaryota, Metazoa, Chordata, Aves, Struthioniformes, Struthionidae. The record is from RefSeq and is a predicted model, not a curated record.